Molecule: messenger RNA, 3354 nt
Organism: Panonychus citri (citrus red mite)
Lineage: Eukaryota; Metazoa; Arthropoda; Arachnida; Trombidiformes; Tetranychidae
Product: dihydropyrimidine dehydrogenase [NADP(+)]-like
Exons: 8
Coding region: 105-3257 (1050 amino acids)
Biological process (GO): thymine catabolic process; uracil catabolic process
Cellular component (GO): cytosol; cytoplasm
Molecular function (GO): uracil binding; dihydropyrimidine dehydrogenase (NADP+) activity; iron-sulfur cluster binding
Source: RefSeq, a predicted model, not a curated record
UUUGAUUCCAACUACAUAGUUAAUUGAAAGAUCAAGUUAAUCCUCCAAUAAUUACUGUCUAUUCUUGGCUUUUUGUUUAACAAUUUAAUUGUGAUUAAGUUAUUAUGGCCCCUGUACUAAGUCGUGAUCCACCCGAUAUUGAGAGUUUACUACAAUUAAAUCCCCGAUCGCGACAACAUGCCAACGUUAUUCCAAGUAUUGAAACGAAAGCAAAUAAAAAACACUGGAAACGAAACGAAGAUAAAAGUUGUUCGACCUGUGGAGAUUUGGAAAACAAUUUCGAUGAUAUUAAACACACGACAUUGAGUGAACGAGGUGCUCUUAAAGAGGCCACAAGAUGCCUGAAGUGCGCUGAUGCUCCGUGUCAAAAAAGUUGUCCAACCAACAUAGACAUUAAAUCAUUUAUCACGAUGAUUAGUAACAAGAACUAUUAUGGAGCUGCUAAGGCCAUUUUUUCGGAUAAUCCGUUAGGAUUAACUUGUGGUAUGAUUUGUCCGACAAGUGACCUUUGUGUAGGCGGAUGUAAUCUGUAUGCAACUGAAGAGGGUCCGAUUAAUAUUGGAGGAUUGCAGCAAUUUGCAACGGAGAUUUUCAAAAUGAUGUCGGUUCCGCAGAUUCGACCUCCGUCUACAGUUAAAACUUAUCCAUUCAAUGUUCACUCUCCUGAAUCUUAUUUAACUAAAAUUGGAUUAAUUGGUUGUGGACCAGCGUCAAUAUCUUGUGCCACUUUUCUGGCCCGUUUAGGUUAUACCGAUUUAACUAUUUUCGAGGCGAAACCUUAUUUUGGAGGCUUAUCCAGUUCCGAGAUUCCUCAGUAUCGUUUACCCGUGGAUGCGGUUAAUUUUGAGAUUAACCUGUUGACACAAUUAGGCGUCAAAAUUAAGACCAACUCGGCGCUUGGUAAAGAUUUUACUUGUUCAUCAUUGAGAAAUGAUGAAGGUUACAAAGCGAUUUUCAUUGGUAUCGGUUUACCUCAAUCUAAAUCUUUGGGCAUUUUCAAAGGAUUAGAUUCAUCGUCCGGUUAUUUUACAUCGAAACAAUUUUUACCUUCCGUGUCGGAGGCAUCGAAACCUGGCCUGUGUCCAUGUAAACAGCAGCAACUUGCAGCCCAACUUCCUGAUUUUCGUGGACGACUGGUACUUGUCCUUGGUGCUGGUGAUACUGCUUUCGAUUGUGCUACAUCGGCACUUCGGUGUGGUGCUCGAAGAGUGACCGUCGUUUUCCGAAGAGGAUUUACCAAUAUUAAGGCUGUACCAGAAGAGAUGGAAUUAGCUCGUCAAGAGAAAUGCGAAUUUAUCCCUUUCUGUUCACCCAAACAAGUCGUUCUUCGAGCUGAUGGCAAUACGAUUGAAGGUAUGAUCUUUGCCCGAACAGAAGUUGAUCCAGUUUCUCGUCGAUUGAUCGAAGAUGAAGACCAACGGAUUAAAAUUAAAGCUGAUAUCAUAAUCUCUGCAUUUGGUUCAACCCUGGAUUCUGACGAGAUUAAAUCGGCCCUUGAACCUGUACAACUAAAUGACCAAGGAUUACCAGAGGUCGAUAAAAAAACAAUGGAAACAAAUGUGGACUGGAUAUUUGCAGGCGGUGACAUCGCCGGAGUGGCUGAGACAACAGUUGAAGCCGUUAACGAUGGUAAAACGGCCGCUUGGUCGAUUCACAAAUAUAUUCAAUCUCUAUUCAAUGAUGUUGUGCCGUCGAUUCCUAAAUUACCCAAAUUUUACACUCCAAUCGAUACCGUUGACAUAAGCGUUGAAGUUGCUGGUCUACAUUUCAAAAACCCAUUCGGCCUCGCAUCGGCUCCUCCAACCACUUCGGGUCCGAUGAUUAGAAGAGCUUUCGAAGCAGGUUGGGGAUUUGCACUCACGAAAACUUUUAGUUUGGACAAAAAUUUAGUGACCAAUGUUUCACCUCGAAUUAUUCGUGGAACAACAUUCGGACCCUCAUUUGGUCCAAAUUUGGGCUCUUUUUUGAACAUUGAGUUGAUUAGCGAGAAAACUUGUGCAUAUUGGUUACAGGUAAUCAGAGAAAUUAAGAAUGAUUUCCCUGAUCACAUUUUGAUUGCUUCGAUCAUGUGUUCAUUUGAUGAGAAUGAUUGGAAAACUAUAGCUAAACUCUCUCAAGAUGCGGGAGCUGAUGCUUUGGAAUUGAAUUUAUCGUGUCCUCAUGGAAUGGGUGAAAGAGGAAUGGGCUUAGCUUGUGGUCAAGAUCCACAAUUGGUCAAAUCAAUUUGUUCUUGGGUUAGAGAAACAGUUUCAAUCCCUUUCUUUGCUAAGUUAACUCCAAAUGUGACAGAUAUUUGCACCAUUGCCAAAGCUGCUCAUGAGGGCAAGGCCGAUGGCGUGACCGCUGUUAAUACAGUCUCUGGACUAAUGGGGCUUAAUGAUAAAGGUGAACCUUGGCCUGGUGUUGGAAUCCAGAAGCGGACAACUUAUGGUGGUGUCAGUGGAUCUGCAAUUAAACCAAUAGCUUUGAGGGGAGUCUCUGCUAUCGCCAAAGCUUUACCAGGAUAUCCAAUUCUUGCCACCGGUGGGAUUGAUUCAGCUGAAGCUGGGUUACAAUUUAUCAUGGCCGGUGCAUCGUUACUUCAAGUCUGUUCAGCUGUUCAGAAUCAAGACUUUACUUUAAUCGAUGAUUAUAUUGAUGGACUCAGAGCUUGUCUCUACAUAAAAGCUCAUCCAGAACUUUACCAUGAUUGGAAUUUUCAAUCACCACCAACACCUAAGCAUCAGAAAGGUAAACCAGUUGGAACCAUUGGUCAAGGAUUACCGAAUUUCGGUGAAUUUGCUGAGAAGAAAAAAAAUAUGAUCGGAGAUUCGAGACGAAAAUCUUUCAAUCAACAACAAAUCGAAACAAACAUGAAUCAAAGUGAUCUAAAUUCGACUAAAAGUGAACAACAAAUCAAAUCAAUUCCAAGAAUAAAGGAAAUCGUUGCUGAAGCUGUACCAAGAAUCGGAGCCUUUGGUGAACUGGACACUAAACAACAAGUAGUUGCUUUAAUUGAUGAGGAUAUGUGCAUCAACUGUGGUAAAUGUUACAUGACUUGUAACGACUCUGGUUAUCAAGCGAUAAGUUUUGACCCGAUAACCCACAUACCCAAAGUAACAGAUGAUUGUACUGGUUGUACUUUAUGCUAUUCGGUUUGUCCAAUUAUCGAUUGUAUUUCAAUGGUUCCAUCGAACAAACCAAAUAAACCCAAAAGAGGUAUCGAACCAGAAUAUGAACCAUCGAUCGCACCUAAAAGUCCGCUUCCAAUUCAAUGAAACUAAACUGAGAUAAUAUGUAUUUCGAACAUGAAAAAAUACUUUGUAACUCAAUCAAUGAAAUAGAGAAAACGAAUAAAUAAUUAAGACAAAAUGA